This is a messenger RNA of Yamadazyma jaroonii, 798 nucleotides long. NCBI's taxonomy places the organism in Eukaryota, Fungi, Ascomycota, Pichiomycetes, Serinales, Debaryomycetaceae. The record is from the annotation of a GenBank genome assembly.
AUGAAGACUUACUUGAUUACUGGAGCCAACCGAGGAAUUGGACUCGGAUUAGUAACUGAACUUGUCAAAAACCCUGACAAUAAAGUUCUUGUUACUGUUAGAAAAUCUGCCAAUAUCGAAGCCUUAGAGGCCUUGGGUUCUAAUAAUCUACAAAUAUUCUAUUGCGAUAUUGCUGUUGAAAAGGAAAUGGAUCAAGCAUUUGAAGAAAUUACCAAAAAAGUCGAUUCCAUUGAUAUUGCCAUUUUGAAUGCGGCUUACAUUGAUGGGAACAUGAAAAGCCCAUUAGAGCUUACCGAGUCUCAAGAAUCUUGGAAAGAAUUUACUACAGGCACCACUAAAAGUAUUGAAAUCAAUGCUUACUCCCAAAUUUACCUCACCAAUAAACUUAUUCCUUUAGUUGAAAAAUCACAAGAAAAGAAAAUCAUUUUCAUUUCCACUUCUUUCGGUAACGAUGAAUUCAUUGAAAGAUCGAGAAUUGAUAAUGUUCUUCCAUACUCACUUUCCAAAUCUAUGACUAAUACAAUUGUUGCUAAAUAUACUAACAUCGCUAAACAAAAGAAAAUGACCAUCAUUGCCUUAUGUCCCGGUAUUGUCAACUCCAAUGGUUUAAGUGAUGAGAUAAUGGCCGGUUUUAUCGAAGGUUUUAAAGCUGGCUUUUUGAGAAAUAACGAGGAUUUUGUUGGUAUUCAAACAGUUGAACAAGCUUGUAAAAAAUUUCUCAAAGCAGUCGAAUUUUAUGGUCCUAUUCAAAGUGGUAAACUUUUUAGCACCAAUGGAUCAGAGCACAUGCUGGCCUAA